UAUUUAGCGAAGAAGAUGAAGAUUGCGAUGCGUCGGCGGCUGAGAAGGAGACGGAUCAAAGAAUUCAAUAUCAAACCACUGAUAAAUCUGUUCCGAUUUUGUCCCAUUUGAGCUCCAUUGUUCUCGCAUUCUUCCGGAGACAUAGCGACAAUGGCCUUCAAUCAUCUCCUCCGUUCCACUCUCAGGUCUCAGUUUGGUACCUUUACAAAAGCCGUUGCUACUUCUAGUAGAGCUUCACAGGAACAUGUCAUCUUGGCUCCCUUCCUGGCCCGCUUACACGGUACAGAGGCUUCCGUGCAAAAAGAAGAUUCAAGGUUUAAGGGGCAUGAUAUGCUUGCACCUUUUACUGCUGGAUGGCAGACCACCGAUGUUAAUCCACUAAUUAUAGAAAGAUCUGAGGGCUCAUAUGUAUAUGACAUUGAUGGGAGGAAGUACCUUGAUUCUCUUGCUGGUCUAUGGUGCACAGCCUUAGGAGGAAAUGAACCGCGACUUGUGGCAGCUGCAACGUCCCAACUGAAUACCUUGCCGUUUUACCACUCCUUCUGGAAUCGUACUACGAGACCUUCUCUGGAUCUGGCGAAGGAACUCCUUGAAAUGUUUACAGCUAGAAAAAUGGGGAAAGUCUUUUUUGCAAACAGUGGUUCAGAAGCCAAUGAUACUCAGGUCAAGCUGGUAUGGUACUAUAACAAUGCACUUGGAAGACCAAAUAAGAAAAAGUUCAUUGCUCGCUCAAAAGCGUACCAUGGUUCAACAUUAAUAUCAGCCAGUCUUACUGGCCUUCCAGCUUUACACCAAAAGUUUGACAUUCCAGCUCCAUUUGUUCUGCACACUGACUGUCCACAUUACUGGCGUUACCAUCUUCCAGGUGAGACAGAGGAAGAGUUCUCAACCAGAUUAGCCAAAAACCUAGAAGACCUCAUACUCAAGGAGGGACCAGAGACGAUUGCUGCGUUCAUUGCUGAACCUGUCAUGGGGGCUGGUGGUGUGAUUCCUCCACCUGCUACUUAUUUUGAUAAGAUCCAAGCUGUGGUCAAGAAGUAUGACAUACUUUUUAUUGCUGAUGAGGUCAUCUGUGCCUUUGGAAGAUUGGGGACAAUGUUUGGAUGCGAUAAAUACAACAUUAAACCAGACCUUGUAUCUCUUGCAAAGGCACUUUCCUCGGGAUACAUGCCUAUUGGAGCUGUUAUGGUUAGCCCCGAAAUCUCUGAUGUGAUUCACUCUCAAAGCAAUAAGCUAGGUUCCUUUUCUCAUGGAUUUACUUAUUCUGGACACCCCGUCUCAUGUGCUGUUGCAAUUGAAACACUAAAGAUCUACAAGGAAAGAAAUAUUGUGGAGCAAGUAAAGAGCAUCUCCUCGAGGUUUCAAGAUGGCCUUAAAGCUUUCUCUGACAGCCCAAUCGUUGGGGAGAUACGGGGUACUGGCUUGAUUCUUGGAACCGAGUUUGCAGACAACAAAUCACCAAAUGAUCCAUUCCCGCCUGAAUGGGGAGUGGGUGCAUAUUUUGGAGCUGAAUGUCAGAAAAAUGGUAUGCUAGUACGUGUCGCAGGGGAUACUAUAAUGAUGUCUCCACCAUUUAUCAUCUCUCCUCAAGAAGUGGACGAGUUGAUCAGCAUUUAUGGAAACGCAUUGAAGGCUACUGAAGAGAGAGUAAAGGAAUUGAAGGCUCAGAGGUAGCUGCAAAUACUUACAAGGAAUGGAAUGCCCUGAAGGAAGGAAUCGGAUUAUAUUCUACUCCUAAGGAACAGUGAAAUCCUCCUCUGUUGUGGCCAAAUGCUUGAUUGAUGGUGGCGAAAAGUUGGUUUCUUGUAGAGAAGGCACUGAGAUACCAUUCUCUGGGUCAAAAUAAAGCUGGUAUCAAUAUAGGUUUCAAUGUAAACUUGCUCCUUUUCUGAUACAGUUCUUGUAAUAAUGGUUUUUUGAGUUAUUCAAAAUCCAUAAAAGAUGUCAAAUAUCAUGAAAAAUGUUGGUUUUAUAUGAUUGGCUAAAUAUAUAAAUAGUUCAUCAUUUUU
This is a messenger RNA of Momordica charantia (bitter melon), 2009 nucleotides long. Its product is annotated as gamma aminobutyrate transaminase 1, mitochondrial. Gene Ontology annotation, molecular function: pyridoxal phosphate binding; S-adenosyl-L-methionine:8-amino-7-oxononanoate transaminase activity. Gene Ontology annotation, biological process: biotin biosynthetic process. The record is from RefSeq and is a predicted model, not a curated record. Lineage: Eukaryota; Viridiplantae; Streptophyta; Magnoliopsida; Cucurbitales; Cucurbitaceae.